UGAGCUGCGGGUCUCUCUUCCACAGUGUUGUGGAGAGAAGUCGUACAGUGUGCUGGACCAGACAAAGCUGUGCUGCAGCGGAGUGCUUCAUGACCUGAUCGGAUGCAGUUUGGAGGGAGCGGAGUGCGUUGGGACCAGGAUUCACUGCCCACAAUCAGAAACUCAGUGCGGGUCGAUUCUGCACCCACAACGAGGCCUGCACUGCUGCGGAGAACAGACCUAUGACCCCGAUAAGGACCUAUGCUGUGCUGGACACCGAUGGCCAGGGAAAAGGGGAAUGGGGUGCUGUGGGGUCCAGCCCUAUGACCCUGGGGACCCCAAAACGAAGUGCUGCUCUGGCCACCUCCACAGCCUGCAGGCGGGGCACCAUGGCAAGGCGCAGUGCUGCGGGGUCCACCUGAUCGCCAACGUGUCCCUCCAGUGCUGCGCCUCGGCCCAGAAGCAGCUGCCGUACCCCAGGACGCCCGGCCUCUCCUGCUGCGGACACUUCCAGUACAACACUACCCAGCACUACUGCUGUGCGGGACACCUCCGCAGAGUCACCCCCGCCGUCCGGCACAGGGUCUGA
Anguilla anguilla (European eel) is the source of this 568-nucleotide messenger RNA. RefSeq names its product usherin-like. NCBI's taxonomy places the organism in Eukaryota, Metazoa, Chordata, Actinopteri, Anguilliformes, Anguillidae. The transcript is spliced from 2 exons. The coding region runs from base 278 to 568 and encodes 96 amino acids. The record is from RefSeq and is a predicted model, not a curated record.